Molecule: messenger RNA, 468 nt
Organism: Bactrocera dorsalis (oriental fruit fly)
Lineage: Eukaryota; Metazoa; Arthropoda; Insecta; Diptera; Tephritidae
Exons: 1
Coding region: 1-468 (155 amino acids)
Source: RefSeq, a predicted model, not a curated record
AUGCUUUUUCCUACGUUUGUCAUUCCUGGACCGACAUCCUUCCAAUCUUUGCGUACAGUUAAUAGUAGCGUAUGCAAUACUUUCUUCGAUGCCUGUCGUGAGUUACGUUUAUUGGAAGAUGAUAAUCAUUGGGAUCUCACGCUUGCAGAUGCAGCACUGAGCUCAUCGCCGCACCAAAUUCGUCAAUUAUUUCCAAUAAUAUUAACAACGUGUUUUCCAUCUGAAGCAUCUGCACUGUGGAACAAAUAUAAAGACUCAAUGAGUGAAGAUAUUUUGUAUCGUAUUAGAAUAACCAAUCAAAAUGUCAAUAUUGAAUUCUCCGCUGAGAUAUAUAAUGAGGCAUUAAUAUUUAUUGAAGACUUUUGUAUUCUGAUUUCAAACACGCCGCUCAUACAGUUUGGCAUGCCAGCGCCCAGCCGCCCAGCCGCCCAGCAGCAGAUGUUCAGCGUGAACAGCAAUUUGAUAUAA